CCGCUGUUGCCGGCCGCUAGCCCCCUGUAUUUACAGCGUGCGGCCGCCAUGUGAUGGCGUAGUCCGCAUACAAAGAUUUAGCCUACACCGCGUCAUGUGUUUUUCUUGCUUCUUAUUAAUUUGGGAUUGAUUGCACAAAUUUCUCACUUCAUUCUCUUGGAUGCCUCUUCUUCAGUCUAUUUUUGUUGAAUAAAUCUACCGGAGACAUACAUAUAUAUUGAAUUGUGGCGCCAAGGGACUCUCUUAUAUCUGCGGUUCAGCUAUCUGCCGUUCAACGGGCCACGGAAUAUCCACCUCGCUCUCGCCAGCUCUUCUUUUCUUCCCGCACCAUCACUCUCUUCCACCGCCCAGUGGCCGAUUUCAAACCUCGACCGACACAAGUCUUCUUGUGAGAAAUCUGUUGCCAUGUCUCUCGUCGACGAGAAACGGCCGAUCCCAGCGCCGCAAGCUCAACAGCCAACAGAAGCGGCCGUCGGCAGAUCACAAACACCGCCGCCGUACUCUGGUCCGUCGCCCGCCUCACCCAGCGAAGAGAACACACAGUUUGCGCAACCCAGCUCGACGGUUCACAAGGGUUUUCCUCGAUAUCCUGGCCUCCCCAAAAUUGACUACAGAAUCUAUUCACCUCCCCUCUUCAAGCUCUCUCACGACCUUACGACGCUCUCAUCUAAAGCUGACUACCUAUCUACUAAUGCCUCUGCACUGUUGUCGUUGAUGCGAACACAAGCAUCUGUGCCACCCAAACCACAAAUCCAAAUUCGAGGCACAAGCGGUAGAAAGGUUGAUUUUGAUGUCAAAGUCAAUCUUAUGCCGUUGCUCCUGCCCGACGAUGAGCGAUUACGAAUGGACUACAUCCGCUGCGUCGGCCACGACGAAGUAGCCUAUCGCGGCGGCUCGAGACCCGAUGUUUUGCCCGAGGUUGGCGACGGCGGACUCGAAGAAUGGUGUCGUAGAUUUGUCGAGGACGGCUCCAGUGUCAAAUCGUUUACUUUGGAGCGCGUUGUUGCCAACUUGGAUGUGUCAUGGCUGGAAGGCCAGCUGCGCAGUCUGGUUGCGUCUACAAAAUACCGUGGAAGUGUUGAUGUCAGCUUCAUCGUCUCGCAUAGCAAGGUUCAGGUGCAAAAUCCCGACAAGGUCAAUCAAUUCUUCACAAGCGUUGCCAGCCUAUUCUCUGGGAAGAACCGCUACGAGGUCGUCAAAGUCGUCUGGCCGUUUGCUACGACGAAAAACGGAGAGCCCAACCGAAAAUGCUUGGUUCAAUCGGAAGAGGUAUGGUGGCGCGAAUGGAGAGAUCCCAUCCGAUAUGCCAUUUCACAGAAACGCCAGGGCUGGGUAACGGUCGAGGACAAGCUGGAAACGGUCAUGGAGGGCAAAGGAUCGAGUUCCGAGCUAAUCGAUUGGGGUCCCGACUACUCGACGUAAAGACAGAGGAGCAAUAUUUUGGCUGCUGUGUUCUGUUUAUACCCAUCUAAUGAUCUCAUGUAAUACUAUAAUCUACCUUUACCAUUUAGAGCUUUCGCCCCUAGCACGUCCUUUUCUGCCUCGUCAGUGGAUAGCAUAUUAGAGUGAGUCAUCCGGAGUGAUGGUAGCUGGCCAGGACUCCUUUCUCCCUUUGCGCAUUAUUGGUUCGAAAUUCAGCUUCUUUAAUGAGUAAGGCUAUUUCGACUGUCGUAACUCACCAGAAAUUUCAUGCAGCGUGAGUCAUCACACUAUUUCUGUACCAUGGUGUGGCAGUGCCUCACUACACGAGGCUGAACGGGCCAUAGCGCUCCACCUGCGAAACCAGGAAAAGGCAUCCAGGCUCACGGACCUUACAUUCAAUAGAUAAAUAUAUAAUAUUCUGC
This is a messenger RNA of [Torrubiella] hemipterigena, 1844 nucleotides long. The record is from the annotation of a GenBank genome assembly. NCBI's taxonomy places the organism in Eukaryota, Fungi, Ascomycota, Sordariomycetes, Hypocreales, Clavicipitaceae.